UUUUCCCUUGUUUAGCUUGGAGAAGACUCGGACUAUGACAAACUCAGCGACAUGGUCAAAUACCUAGACUUGGAGCUGCAUUUUGGAACGCAAAAGCCCGCAAAGCCAAACCCUUUGCCUGAGUCCUUUAAAAAGAAAGACGUGGUUGAGAUUCUGUCGCACAAGAAGGCCUACAACACAGCCAUCCUGAUUGCGCACCUGAAGCUCUCCCACAUUGAACUGCGUCAGAUCCUGCUGAACAUGGAGAGUGACCGCCUAGAGCCUUCACACAUCAAGCAACUGCUGCUUUAUGCGCCCGACGCUGAGGAGGUCCAGCGUUAUCGCAGCUAUCAGGGCAACCCCAGCAAACUCAGUGAGCCGGACCAGUUUGCCCUACAGGUGGGCCUAUGA
Messenger RNA from Anolis sagrei ordinatus, 390 nucleotides. Lineage: Eukaryota; Metazoa; Chordata; Lepidosauria; Squamata; Anolidae. The record is from RefSeq and is a predicted model, not a curated record.